Messenger RNA from Sitodiplosis mosellana (orange wheat blossom midge), 4116 nucleotides. RefSeq names its product ubiquitin carboxyl-terminal hydrolase 7-like. Gene Ontology annotation, cellular component: cytosol; nucleus. Gene Ontology annotation, molecular function: cysteine-type deubiquitinase activity; cysteine-type endopeptidase activity. The record is from RefSeq and is a predicted model, not a curated record. Lineage: Eukaryota; Metazoa; Arthropoda; Insecta; Diptera; Cecidomyiidae. Gene Ontology annotation, biological process: regulation of protein stability; protein deubiquitination.
CACCGCUUGAUUCAAUAGUAUUGGUGUAUGCGAAUUCGAUGACAUUUCUCGAUCACAUUUGACUGUGUGUGCAACAGACUAAACAGUAACGUGAAACAGUGCGGUUGUUGCUUGUGUGACACGAAGAAAAAAUUGGCAAUUUUAUCGGAUAUAUCGGCACAAAAAUGGAAGAAAGUUCAGAUGAAUCGAUUGGUUGGGCGGAUUUAUCAAACGACAACAAUGAACCGGCCUUAUUUAUGUAUGCCAACAACGAAACAAAUUUCGAAGAAAACGUUCACAUCAAUGUCAGUGUUUUGAAUGUGAGCAAAUUAGAGAUCAGCGAUGUGCUAACCUCAAAAGCGAUUUUCAUCCAGAGUUUGCCAUUUGUCAUUCAAGUUGUACGAGAAAAGAAGGGUAGCGGGACAAAAAAGAAUAAGUUGAGUGUGCUGAAAAUUCGAUUGAAAGCCGAAAAGCAAAUUGAUUCGUGGUCAACUCGAAUUGCGGUUAAAUUACAUGCAACUGAAAGUGAAAAGCAUCCAAUCGCAAUCAAUGUAUCGUGCGAAACAGAUUGGGGCAGUGGUGAAAGUCAAACGUUGCACACGCUCGAAUGGGAAAGCGUCGCCGAAUUGAAAGAUCUUCUGUUUGAGAUCGAUAUUUCUGCUGAUUUCCCGAAAGGAUCUUAUGUUUGGCCAUCGCGCGAUGCAACCGGCUACAGUGGCCUCCAGAAUGAAGGUGCCACCUGUUACAUCAAUUCGUUGCUGCAGUCAUUAUUUUGCACAAAUGAAUUUCGUCGUCUUGUGUACGGUCUAGAGAUCGAACCAGAGGAUGUCAAUGAUUCAUUCGUUUUUUUGGCUGAAAUACAUAUUUUACGCGAUGCAGUUCGGUGGAUUGAGCAAAAUCCGAACAAUCAACAUGAUCCAAUGUUUUGAUUGGGAGGAAAUGACCACCACAGCGCAACAAGAUAUUCAUGAAUUCUUGCGGCUCCUGAUAGAUAAGCUAGGGCAGUUCGUCGACGGUACAGAAUUCAAAGAGCGCUUGACACAAUUGUUCGUUGGUCAAUUGGAAAGCACAAUCACAUGCAGUGAAGUCAAUUUCGAGAAGAAAAGGUCAGAAACGUUCUGGGAUCUUCAGCUGCCUAUCGAAGAUGAUGAUGAGAUAUUUGGAGCGUUUCGAACGUAUUUGCAGCCAACUAAAAUUCCUGAUUACGAACAUGAAAGUGGUAAAGUGGAAGCGAUACAAGAGUACAAGUUUACCAGUUUGCCGGCCAUAUUGCAUGUACAAUUGCGGCGGUUCAAUUUCAACCCAAUGACCAAAACAACAAGCAAAAACAACAAACGAUUCCAAUUCUACCCGCAGCUCGAUCUGAGUAUCUACUGUGAAGAUGCGAUAUAUACGCUACAUUCCAUUUUGGUUCAUUCGGGCAGAAACACGUCGGGUCAUUACAUGGCAUACGUUUGCCCAAAGGCCGAUGGUAAAUGGCUUAAAUUCAACGAUGAAACGGUUACCAAAUGUUCACUACAAGAUGCUGUCGAGGGGAACUUUGGUAACGACGAUGCGAGCACAAAAAACGCAUACAUUUUGGUUUACAUAAAAAAAUCGUGUAUUCCGAAUAUUCUUCGAGACAUCAUAUUGGAUGACGUCAUUUCAUUGGAUUUGAUCAAAGCCGAAAUGAGUAAACAGAAGAUGGACACAUUGUUCAAAGAAAAAUACAUUGAAGUUACCGUUCAUACGGCAGAGAAGCUUCAAAUGAGUGACAAUCUCAAGUGCGGUAAAUUGCUUAUGGAACAACGAUUUGGUAUGACAUUCACGAUAGCAAAGAACAAGAGUUUUGGUGAUUUGUUACUGCUAUUAAGAUCUGGAUUCGGUCUGAGCGAUACAAAAAUUGGGUUAUGGUUUAUAACCUCAAAGAAAUAUUGCAUACGUUCAUUUGAUAUUCAAGCGAGAUUGAACCAAAUAAUCAGCAGUGUAGUCAAGAAGAAUUCGCUUAAUCUGUUCAUGGAGCUCCUGUCAUUCGAGGAGCCUAACGCGAAUAUCUUCGAUAUGCAGAAGCACGCAUUGAUUUUUAUCAAGGAAUACGAUCCAUCAACUGAAAGUCUGACAUUCGUCGGUCAUCGGUAUUUUGAAUUGGAGCAAACAGUUGACGAUUUGCGAGCAUUCAUUCGAGAGACUAUAUACUAUGAAGGCAACGAUGAAGAUAUGGCCAUCAUUGUGGAAACGGGCUUCGACGAAAACUAUCGCCAAAAUGUGCUCGUCGAUCCAAAGCAACUCAUUCAAAAGUUUGCUACAAAAAAUGUUGACACGUUCUCUGCAUUCGUCACUAUUGAAGUAUUGAAUUCAAAUCGAAAACCAAAGUAUCUGUCAGCAUUUUCUAAUCUCCAAAGUCCAGUUGAUCUAUCACCAGUGAAUCAAAUCCGAAAACAAAUAGUAACAGAUCUGGAUAAUGGCAUCAUUAUAACCGUCAAUCAUGGAGAAUGCGAGCUGUUCUCAGAGGAAUUUGACAUUCGUACCAAUCUCGAUGGAAUCAUUGAACAUAUUUGUAAUAUCCUUAGUAUCACAUGUGAUUGUGUUCAGCUUUUGGACGAACAGAAUAAUAUCAUUGAGAAAGAUUUCCUCGGUGAAACCAUUCAAAAUUUCACCAAAGGACGUUUCAAUAAACUUAUGCGAACACGUAAUCAGAAGCAGACGGGAUUGGUUUUUUCGUGCAUAGUGAUUGAACAUCGGGAGAACCCACCAUCAGACAAAACCGAUCUUGAAUUCAACACGUCAUCAUUUGCUGAACGAAUGGAGUGCGAAUCUCAAAGUGAUUCAAUACAACUGAUUGGUUGUGCAGACGCUCAGAAGCGUUUUACUCCAGUACCCUUCAUGGUGAAGUUGGAAAAUCUACACGACUCAAGUGAUUCAAUGACUUUGGAUUGUGAAAGAGGCGAAACGUUACAAUCUAUUUUAGACCGAUUUUCAAACAAAGUCGAUAGAAAACUAUCGGAACUCGUAUUUUCGAAAAAAGAUUCCGAAUUAUUUGAGAAAUCAGCAUACAAGUGUGCAAUCGAACAGUUGGCUGAAUGUGAUGAUGCGGAUCAUGUUGAAAUCUUCUACGAAGUGAAGGACGAUCGGUCAUGGAAACGGGCUCCCAACAAAAAGUCAUCGCCUGACCCUAUAGUAGUUUCAAUCACCGGCGAUCGGGACACAGUUAAAGAACACAGAAUACAAUUUGAAGAUCGCCUCACGGGAAAUUGCGAAAUCGAUUUAGAAUUUAGUGCUAGAGCUCGUCUAUCAGCAGCGAUCGAACAAAUAGUCCAGGUCAUGGAAUUGAAUAGAUCAAACACACAUUUUUUCAACUCAAAAGGCGAACGGAUUGACGAAGAUAUGAUGAACACCACGGUAGCCAAGUUUUUGGCGAAAAAUUCCCCAAAAAUUGCAUACAAAUUGGCAAAUUCGCAGGAAAUCCAAUUGCAAUGCGUUCGACCGAAUGGAACUAAAGCAGAUGAACAGCGUUUUCAAAUCGACGAGAACACAACGGUUGGACAGCUCUGUGAGAAAAACUGCCCUAACGGUCUGCUGCAAAAAGUCACGAAAAUAACUAAUGGCCACAUAGUCGGGAUUUUACCAGCCGAGACUAAGGCAGUUGAUUUGAGUAGCGAUGGACAUGAGUAUCGAAUCAAUCAGUUUUUCCAUGGAAUUGCGUUGGGCAAAGAUCGGCUUUUGGUCAGUGUAUCGUUUUUGGGAAAUAAUCGACGGAAGCGUUUGCCGAUCUUAGUCGAAGUAUCAAAUGGUGAAACAUUUUUGGCAUUAGGCCUGAGAUUGAUGCAAAUCCUCCUCGUGAAUAUGCAUAAUAAGCCAAAAUUCGAAUUCAAUGUUGAUCCAAAGUGGACACACACACCAGAAAAUGAAACCAUUCUGGUGGCACCCAGUGAUUUAAACGACAUUCCAUUGGUCUGUGUUCUGAAUGAUAUUUAAUUUCACUUCAAAAAUAUCGAAUUUAUCCGUUUAGAAACGAUAAAAAUCACAAACUAUGUACAGUGUACACCUACAAAGAAGAAAAUAGAUAGAAUACUCUAAUGUACAAUGCAGGCAUAAGUUAAGAAACUUUUAUAAAUUAAAUAAAGAAACAUUUGUUCUGUCAAACAUUGAAAAAGAAAA